Acyrthosiphon pisum (pea aphid) is the source of this 693-nucleotide messenger RNA. RefSeq lists its product as uncharacterized. The record is from RefSeq and is a predicted model, not a curated record. The transcript has a single exon. The coding region runs from base 1 to 693 and encodes 230 amino acids. NCBI's taxonomy places the organism in Eukaryota, Metazoa, Arthropoda, Insecta, Hemiptera, Aphididae.
AUGAUGCAACCACGGAUGACAGUGCUCCGUCAGCAGCUACGAUGUUUACUGCCACUCAAAGAUCUCGGGCCGAUCCUACUGUCAACAUUACUCAUCAGUGUCGCAUCAAUCGACCAACAGAAACAUACUCUGCGAGCACUAUUGGAUACGGGAAAUCAGGUCAGUUUUAUCACGAAGCAGUGUGCAGAUCGCCUCUUUGUGACCCGCCGACGUUGCACUACAAAAAUCAGCGUGUUCUCAGGCACACCGGUUAACGUGGUGUCUGGCAUGACCACAAUUACAAUGUCACCAGUAAACCAAUCUGAACCAUCCAUUCCUCUCGAUGUUCUUAUUGUGUCAAAAAUCACAGAUGUCACACCUCAAGAAACUAUUCAAGCAACCUCAUGGCCACACAUCAAUCAACUAGAUCUGGCAGAUCCAACCUUCCACACUCCAGGGCAAGUUGAUAUCUUGCUCGGCGCAGACGUCGCACCAGCUAUCUUCACCGGUGAUCGCAUUGCUGGUCUUCAACAUCAUCCAAUGGCCUUUGGCACUGUAUUUGGAUGGGUUUUGAUGGGACCAGCUGAAGCAAUGACACCCAAGCCAGUCACGUCAAUGUUAGUCACCUCUGAUUCAACACUUGAACAAUCUUUGUCAAUAUUCUGGGAGAUGGAGGAACCACCCCAUAAACACCAUUUAUUUGAGCCCAGAUGA